AUGGCAUUCAUGUGGGCACUCGCCUGCUUGGCAAUUGUCAGCACUGUCUCAGGCUGCGGGGUGCCAGCCAUCAGCCCCUCGGUGGAGUCCACUGAGAGGAUCAUCAACGGGCAGACCGCAACCCCUGGCUCAUGGCCCUGGCAGGUGUCCCUGCAGAGCCGCUCUGGAUCCCACUUCUGUGGCGGCUCCCUGAUCAACCAGUACUGGGUGGUCACUGCUGCCCACUGCAACUUCAACCCCUAUUCCCAUGUCGUCGUGCUCGGGGCAUAUGACCUGUCCCAACCACAGUCCGUGCAAGUGAAGACCGUGGCCAGGGCCAUCACGCACCCCAGCUGGAACCCCAACACCCUCAACAAUGACAUCACGCUGCUGAGGCUCUCCUCGCCUGCCCAGCUGAACUCCCGCGUGUCCCCCAUCUGCCUGCCCCCUGCCAACCUCAACCUGCCCAACAACCUCCAGUGUGUCACCACCGGCUGGGGGCGCUUCAACCCCAGCUCCCAAGCCUUGGCAUCCCGCCUGCAGCAGGUGACCCUGCCCCUGAUCUCCCAGAGCCAGUGCAAGCAGUACUGGGGCAACAGAAUCACCAGCUCCAUGCUCUGCGCCGGCGGCGUGGGAGCCAGCUCCUGCCAGGGUGACUCCGGCGGACCUCUGGUAAUCCGCAACGGCAACUCCUGGAUGCUGAUCGGCAUCGUCUCCUGGGGCACCGGCGACUGCAGGACCAACACGCCGGCCAUCUACACCCGCGUCAGCCACUUCCGCUCCUGGAUCGACGACACCGUGGCGCAGGGUUAA
Messenger RNA from Indicator indicator, 792 nucleotides. It is a transcript of the gene CTRL, whose product is annotated as chymotrypsin like. The record is from RefSeq and is a predicted model, not a curated record. Lineage: Eukaryota; Metazoa; Chordata; Aves; Piciformes; Indicatoridae. The transcript has 7 exons. Gene Ontology annotation, biological process: proteolysis. Gene Ontology annotation, molecular function: serine-type endopeptidase activity. Bases 1 to 792 code for a protein of 263 amino acids.